GUAGGGAACUUGUUUGUGUCUGUUUCUUCUUUCGUGGUUCUUUCAUGUUCAUUGACUUGACAUUAUAAAUUAAGAGACUAGGCCAUCUACUAUAACACCAAACCCAAUAGUCUAAGCGCACCUUUCUUUUCCUUUUACCAAUAAUUCAGAUUAGAAAUCUUGUUACCUACUGAAAAAGAAAUAUUGGGAAAACCAUAUGGCUGAAAUUCUUCUUACAGCAGUCAUCAAUAAAACUUUAGAUAUAGCUGGAAAUCGACUCUUUCAAGAAGGAACGCAUUUGUAUUCUUUGAAAGAUGACAUCGAUUGGCUCCAGAGAGAAAUGAGACGCAUGCGAGCAUACAUCGAUGAUGCAAAGGAAAAGGCAACUGGAGGUGAUUCAAGGGUGAAAAACUUGAUAAAAGAUAUUCAAGAACUGGCAGGUGAUGCGGAGGAUCUCUUAGAUGAGUUCCUUCCAAAAAUUCAACAAUCCAACAAGUACAAAGGCGCUAUUUGUCGCCUUAAGACUGCUUGCAUCCCUUCUUGUGCUUCUUUUGCCGAUGAGUUUGCUACGGAGAUCGAGAAGAUGAAGAAAAGGGUUGUUGACAUUGACCGUGUAAGGACAACUUACAACAUCGCAGAUACAAGUAACAAUAAUGACUGCAUUCCUUUUGACCGGAGAAAAUUAUUCCUUCAUGUUGAUGAAACAGAGGUCAUCGGUUUGGAUGAUGACUUCAACAAGCUACAAGCUAGAUUACUUGAUAAAAAGUUGCCUUAUGGAGUAGUUUCCAUCGUUGGCAUGCCCGGUCUUGGUAAAACAACUCUAGCCAAGAAUCUGUAUAGGCAUGUCCGUGAUCAGUUUGAGUGUUCGGGACUGGUCUAUGUUUCACAACAGCCAAGAGCGGGAGAAAUCUUACUUGACAUAGCCAAACAAGUUGGACUGAAGGAGGAAAGGGUAGAUAGGUUGGAGAACAACCUACGAUCACUCUUGAAAAGAAAAAGGUAUAUCUUUCUCUUAGAUGACAUUUGGGAUAUUGAAAUUUGGGAUGAUCUGAAACUUGUCCUUCCUGAAUGUGAUUCAAAAAAUGGUAGUAGGAUAAUUAUCACAUCUCGAAAUAGUAAUGUAGGCAGAUACGUAGGAGGGGAUAGCUCACUCCACGUGUUGCAACCCCUAGAUUCAAAGAACAGCUUUGAACUUUUUACUAAGAAAAUUUGUAGUUUUGAUAAUAAUGAUUGGGCCAAUGCUUCGCCAGACUUGGUAAAUAUUGGUAGAAAUAUAGUUGGGAAAUGUGGAGGGAUACCAUUAGCCAUUGUGGUGACAGUAGGCAUGUUAAGGGCAAGGGAAAGAACAGAACAUGCGUGGAGCAGGGUACUUGAGAGAAUGGGUCAUAUAAUUCAAGAUAAAUGUUCUAAGGUAUUGGCUCUGAGUUACAAUGAUUUGCCCAUUGAAUUAAGGCCAUGUUUCUUGUACUUUGGCCUUUACCCCGAGGACCAUGAAAUUCUUGCUUUUGAUUUGAAAAAUAUGUGGAUUGCUGAGAAAUUGAUAGUAGUAAACAGUGGUAACAGGCGAGAGGCUGAAGAUUUGGCGGAGGAUGUCCUAAAUGAUUUGGUUUCUAGAAACUUGAUUCAAGUUGCCAAAAGGACAUAUGAUGGAAGAAUUUCAAGUUGCCGCAUACAUGACUUGUUACAUAGUUUGUGUGUGGACUUGGCUAAGGAAAGCAACUUCUUUCACACAGAGCACAAUGCAUUUGGUGAUCCUUACAAUGUUGCCAGGCUGAAAAGGAUUACAUUUUACUCUGAUAAUGUCAUGAAUGAGUUCUUCAAUUCAAAUCCUAAGCCUGAGAAACUUCGUGCACUUUUCUGUUUCACAAAAAAACCUUGCAUAUUUUCUCAAAUGACUCUUCUUGACUUCAAAUUUUUUCAAGUGUUGGUUGUAGUCAUGCCUCAAGGUUGUGAUCAGGAUGUCACAAUCCCAAAAGAAAUUGGCGACAUGAGUUGCUUACGCUAUCUGAGAUUGGAGGGGGGAAUUAGUGGAGAACUGCCAAAUAGUAUUGUCAAGGUCAAACAUCUAGAGACCAUAGAUGUUAGCAAGAGCUCCAUCAGGAUUCCAUCUGGUGUUUGGGAGUGGAAACAAUUGAGACAUCUUUGUGAUAGAGAUUUUGGACGUGCACCCGUAAAAAAAAUGUACCGGUUGCCUAAUAAUCUACAUACUUUGAUGUGGAUGCAUGAUAAAUUUUUUCAACCGAUACUCUUUCACCAGUUGAUCAAUUUAAGAAAACUGGGUAUAAUAAGAGUAUCCAAUUCCACCAUCAGUAUAUUAUCAGACCCGAGCACUAUGCUGCCUAACACUCUGGAGGUUCUGAAGCUCCAACUUACUAGACACUCAACGGACCAGAUCAACUUGUCUUCCUAUCAAAAUAUUGUUAAGUUGCAUUUGUGUGGGAUCCAAAUAACUACCACCAACCAUGUAGCAUUCCCUCCAAAUCUUGUUAAGCUUACUCUUGUCCGCCAUCAUGUUAAUGGUCCUCUACUCACAGUUCUUAAGAAAUUGCCCAAAUUAAGGAUACUCAAAAUGGUUCACUGCGAGUAUAAUGAAAAUAAAAUGGAUCUCUCUUGCGAUGUCAACUGUGAUAGCUUUCCGCAACUUGAAGUUUUGCAUAUUCAGGGGAAUAAAGGGCUCUCUGAAGUAAUCUGCAGGGAUGAUGUCAGUAUGCCUAAACUGAAAAAGGUAGUAGUUACGGGAUUUUAUUCCAGUGUUAGUCUUCCGGAACGGCUGAAAAUCCCAAUGUGUUAGUCUUCCAGUAUAUUUUUUUGAUUAGUUUGUUAUGGUUGCUAGUGUUGAUAAGUUAUGGAAUUAUAGUUGCUUUUGUUCUUCAA
This is a messenger RNA of Capsicum annuum, 2853 nucleotides long. Its product is annotated as toMV resistance protein Tm-2(GCR236). Gene Ontology annotation, biological process: defense response to other organism. Gene Ontology annotation, molecular function: ADP binding; ATP hydrolysis activity. The transcript has a single exon. NCBI's taxonomy places the organism in Eukaryota, Viridiplantae, Streptophyta, Magnoliopsida, Solanales, Solanaceae. The coding region runs from base 197 to 2770 and encodes 857 amino acids. The record is from RefSeq and is a predicted model, not a curated record.